Cucumis sativus (cucumber) is the source of this 2397-nucleotide messenger RNA. RefSeq names its product F-box/kelch-repeat protein SKIP11. The record is from RefSeq and is a predicted model, not a curated record. Gene Ontology annotation, molecular function: protein binding. Gene Ontology annotation, cellular component: nucleus. NCBI's taxonomy places the organism in Eukaryota, Viridiplantae, Streptophyta, Magnoliopsida, Cucurbitales, Cucurbitaceae. The coding region runs from base 483 to 1790 and encodes 435 amino acids. The transcript is spliced from 2 exons.
GCCCCCCGCCCCCCGCCUUUGGACGGAAUACCCUGCCGACUUCUGGAAUUAGGAAACAAGGAAGAAAAGUCGACGGGGAAGGAUGUGGGUCCCCCGACCGUCUUUUCCCCCGAGUAAUUUUUUUUAUUUAUUUUUUUAUUUUUUCUUUCUUUUUUUGGGUCCUUUUUCUUUUAGGAUCAAAUCUAAGUGAGAGUCAGAGGAGAGAACAGAGAGAGUCACGCGGGAUAACACAAAGUGUAAUUUGCAAUAAUUUAAGAUCAGAAACAAAGAAGAAGAACAACAACAAGAAGAAUAAGAAGAAGAAGAAGAAGGAAGAGGAAGAAGAAGAAGAAGAAGUGGAGGAGGAGAAAUAAACAUAAACAGCUGUGGGAUUCUUUUAUUUAUUUUUUGACUAGGAAAGAGAAGGAAGAAAGAAAGAAACAUCGGAUCGGAUUGGAAUUGUGAAAAUUUCGGGCUUUAUAUUGGUUGCAUCUGAGAGAGAUAUGUUGGAGGAUCGCUCCUUUCUGGCGUCCAGGGUGUUCUCAAGCUCUUGCCACCAAGAAAAUCAGUGGGCUUGCUUUAAUUUAACAUAUCGACUCGAGGUUGGAAUGGGCAAUGGGAAACGCCCGUCAGAUCAUGAUGGCGAGGAUUUUGUUAAAACCUCUAGUUCUUAUGGUAGAAACGUCAGACCUCGAUCUUCAACGGAUCAUCAUCCAAAUGAUGAGUCUGAUUCAGGGGAUAGUUCUGAUUCCGGCUCUCUAAUCUCUUCCAUUGGUCGGGACAACUCUAUUAAUUGCUUAAUUCGCUGCUCCAGGUCCGAUUAUGGUUCUAUUGCAUCCUUGAAUCGAAGUUUCCGUAAGUUAAUUCGUAACGGGGAGCUUUACAAGCUGAGGCGUUUGAACGACGUGAUUGAACACUGGGUUUACUUCUCUUGCCAUCUUCUGGAAUGGGAGGCUUUUGAUCCAAUUCAACGAAGGUGGAUGCAUUUGCCAAGGAUGGAUUCAAAUGAAUGUUUCAUGUGUUCGGAUAAGGAAUCCUUGGGAGUAGGGACUGAUCUUCUUGUUUUUGGUAAGGAUUUAAAUUCCCAUGUUACUUAUAGAUAUAGUAUUUUGACAAAUUCCUGGUGUCCUGGAGUGAGUAUGAAUGAUCCCAGAUGUUUAUUUGGGUCUGCUAGUAAAGGGGAGAUAGCAAUUUUGGCUGGUGGUUGUGAUUCUAAUGGCAACAUUCUCAACACUGCUGAGCUUUACAAUUCCGAGACUAAAACAUGGGUGACUCUUCCUAAUAUGAUCAAACCAAGGAAGCUUUGUUCUGGGGUGUUCAUGGACAAAAAAUUCUAUGUUAUUGGUGGAGUUGGAGGAAGUGAAGCUAAUGUUCUUACAUGUGGUGAAGAGUACGAUUUAGAAACUCGAAAAUGGACUGAAAUUCCCAAUAUGUCACCUGGCCGUAGCGCUGCAGCUAGGGACCCUGAAAUGCGGGCUGCAGCUGAAGCACCCCCUCUUCUUGCUGUGGUGAAUAAUGAGCUAUAUGCUGCAGAUCAUACUGAUAUGGAGGUGAGGAAAUAUGAUAAGCAAAGAAGGGAAUGGAAUACGAUUGGGAGAUUGCCUGAACGAGCAGUUUCAACAAAUGGUUGGGGGCUUGCGUUUAGAGCUUGUGGAGAUAGGCUUAUUGUUAUUGGUGGACCAAGGGCAAUGGGGGAAGGUUAUAUAGAACUUAAUUCAUGGGUUCCAAGUGAAGGACCUCCAAGAUGGGAUUUGCUUGCAAGGAAACCAUCUGCAAAUUUUGUGUAUAACUGUGCUGUCAUGGGAUGCUGAAACUUAAAAAGGAAAAAAGAAAAAAAAAAAAAGAAAAAAAAAAAAGAAAAGAAAAGAAAAGAAAAAACCAAAGUGUUUGUGCUAUGCUCUCCAUUGAUGGUGGUCUCACACUUCCAACUUCCAAGAUGAAUUGCUGAAGAUGGGUUUGUUUUCUUUCUUCUUCUACACAUGAUUUUAGCUGAUGAGUUAUUUCCCAUACUCUCUUCAGAUAUUUUCAACCAACUGCGCAGGGAGGCGUGGGGAGGAAUUGAUUUUACUCAAGAUUUUAUAGAAAAACUUUCCAUGGAAGCAGAUCUUAAAAAGAAAAAAGAUUAUAUAAAUAUAUCAUUUAUUCUCUCUCAAAGACUCAUUUUUAUUUGCUUCUUCUUCUUCUUCUUCUUCUUCCAUUGAUAUUGCAUCUCCCAAUUUCCCUCACCCCCAAUUCUUGGUUUGAGAUAUUACAAAGAUUGAUUUUCUUGUUAGGACAGCUAUAGUUCUCAACAAUAAUUUGAGUACAAUAGAAAAUUCAUAGCUCACCAAGUACUGUUUUAUGUGCUCUACAUUUAGCUUUUGAUCAUAUAUGUGUCUUCAAGAAAUGAAAUAAGUUAUAGGUGUUUGCUUCUUUGAA